GAUCCCAGGAAUAUGAGAGUAUGCUUUAAAGGAGAGGUCGUAUCAUCUAACUGAGGGUUUGUGAUUUGUCACAGGUGCCAUGACAGCAGUGGGAGUGGCCAUUCAGCUUUGAAGCCCGAGGUGGCCAAUGGAGUCCCUGCUGCUUUUGUGCCUGAGCCUGGGCCUCUGAAGAGAGACCUCAGUUCCCAGAGCUCAGAUGGUGAACUGCAUAAGAGACCCUGCUCCUCUGCUGUGAGCUGCUCGAAGGGCACGUGCGCAUGUGGCAUCCGUAUGUCCAGCCGCAAUGCCAUUACCAGUUCCUACACUUCUACUGGAGGCAUCUCUCAGCUCUGGAAGAGGCGUCCCAGUGCCUCACCCUUCUCCAGCCCAGCCUCCUCCUGCUCACAGACACCAGAGUGUCCAGAAAAGAAGAUGAGAGAAGAGGACGGUCCUCAGGGAUCUGGCUCUUCCGCUCCGCCGGUAAACAAGGAGUCCCAGGGAGAACAGACCACCACCUCGGACUUUGGAGCUACGACCCAGACCAACAGCAGCGGUGGCAGCACAACCUCAUCACACGUCACAUCUGGGGUGUCAGCAGGCCCCGCUGCCAGUGGGGACUUUGGGAUGAGCAUGUCAGCCCCCCACAGCAGCUCCACCACUAGUGCAUUCAACUUUGUGGCAGGACGGAGUGGGAGAACUGGUGGCACGGCCCAUUUCUGGGGAUGCCUGAGUGAGAACUCCCUUGGUGCUGGCCAGAGCACACUGUUUGCCAUCUACGUGGCCAGCACACCUCAGAACACGUCUGUGCUUGCAGCCAUCACCUCCGGCUUUGGAGCUGUGACCCAGCACACCAGCUGUGGGACCAGUACAUCCGGGUUUGGCAGCACCAUCUCA
Manis pentadactyla (Chinese pangolin) is the source of this 873-nucleotide messenger RNA. Its product is annotated as nuclear envelope pore membrane protein POM 121-like. The annotation marks the transcript as partial. The transcript is spliced from 6 exons. NCBI's taxonomy places the organism in Eukaryota, Metazoa, Chordata, Mammalia, Pholidota, Manidae. The record is from RefSeq and is a predicted model, not a curated record.